GCAAGGCGUAGGUAUGGCGACUAGAACUGAGGAGGAGUAAGAAGAGUGACGGGGGCUUUACGGACUCCGAUAAAAGCACGCGCAGAGCAGCCAAAAGUUCCAUUCACUCCACACACGAGCGUCACUCUACAUCUCUGUGCGCAGGAAGCAACGCUCAACGACCGACGUUCCCUUCAUUUUAACCCAUUUAAAGAAAUGUCGGCACUAAACGGAGCCAUGGACGCGGAGAGAAACGCCACGGAAAGCCCGCCGAGAGAUGAAAUGAUGGCUCUCUUUGCUGGUAUCGUGAUAUGCGCUCUGUUGAUUCACUGCCUCGAAGGAAUUUGUCUGCGUCCACGACUAGUUUUCCGAGCGGGCCCAAAUAAAAUUGAGACUGGACAGGGUGAAGUUUCAGGCACUGAGGAUAAUCAGACUGAAGGAGGACCGCCUUUGCGAGGUGGAGAGACUGGCGGAAACGAAGCUGUAAAGCCCAGCCACACAGGCAGUGGGACGGAACCUGACGAUAGUCCAAGACUGAUGAAGGGGGAGAGAGAACGCGGCCCUGGGGUGAGAAGCACCGACCUGGAUGAACGCGCCGCCGAACGCGGCCCUCAGGAAUAAAAGUGGAAGCAGGCUGUCAAAAGCACCAUUCUACGCGCACACCUCACACUGGACACAACCAUGGAGCCAACGCUUGAAACCAGGAACGCCAACUUGCAACCCGGACAGACACGCACGGUGACCAACUCAUAUUCAGAUAGUGGCUUUGGCAAUGAUGGCGCAGGGAUUCAAGUAAUGCAGUCUCAAGAUCAGCCCGAACGUCCAGCACUUGAAAACAACUCUGCUAUGAACACCACAGGUGACGCAAGCGCACUGGGAAAUGGCAGUGGCGAUGGAGUCACUCGGAUAGACUAUGGAUACGAUGAGGCAGAUAUCUCGGAAACACCAUUUUCCCCUGAAACCGAAAGCCACUUGACAGAAACGGCGCCAGCAAUCCCAAGUCACGUAAUAAAUGAAAGGCGUGGAAUUUACGAUGCCUUUGAAGUCAAAAACAACUUAGUCCCAUUCAUGCAACCCAUUCACCCUCGAUAUUGCACAUUGGAUCGCAGACACGAAACACUCAACCGGUGGCCAAGCGGAGCCCCAGUCACGGCCGACGCACUAGCUGAAAGUGGUUUCUUCUACGCGGGGUACAGAGACAUCGUUCUAUGCUUUCAUUGUGGAAUAUCAUUAUCUUGUUGGACUGAAGGAGACGUAGUGGAUCAGGAACACGCAGCAUACUCGCCUUAUUGCGCUUUCAUAAACCGUACUAGGGGAACAACAUACGUGGAGGAUGUACAGAAAAAGUUACUCUCAGAACAAGAAGUGCCAAAUCAUUUUAAGUCUUACAUAAAGAAACAUCUAACUACUCAAACAUCUGACGAGGAAACAAAAUUGGAUGCACGACGCAAUGUGGAUAGAGGGUUUUGUAAAAUAUGCUUUGAACGAGAGGCUAAUGUCGUCGUCCUUCCAUGCGCACAUUUCUAUACGUGUGCACAGUGCUUACCAGGACACUCAAAAUGUGGAGUGUGCAGAGCAAAAGUUGACUUUACUCUGCGAGUUUUUGUUUGAAGAGCCCUAAACGUUUUUUUAAAUCAGAAAAUGUUUUGUAUGUAUGUAUGUUGUAAAAAUUCAGAAUUAAAAUUGGUAUAAAUAUAAGGUGUUUUUCAUUUCAACGUCCCUCUUUCCUGAAAACGCCUGAUGGGUAGGCAGUCAGAUGCAAGGAUACUCAAAGCGCCUGAUGGAUAGGCAAACCGCACCUACAUGGCCUUGAGAACGGCACGCACGGUUGAGAGAGACAUGAAUGAGAUGAAGGAGCCGAACGGGUAGUAGUUAGCUCACUUGUCGUACGUGUCAGUCUGCCUCGGAACUCUGCCGAGUGAACAUCUGGGCUAGCUGGUGACCGGUUGGGACGUCAUCGGCCACCUCCAGAGGUCCCCGAUGACAACCACACUCCCAAUGCAAAGGUA
Molecule: messenger RNA, 1988 nt
Organism: Thrips palmi
Lineage: Eukaryota; Metazoa; Arthropoda; Insecta; Thysanoptera; Thripidae
Product: putative inhibitor of apoptosis
Exons: 1
Coding region: 661-1590 (309 amino acids)
Biological process (GO): negative regulation of apoptotic process; regulation of cell cycle; positive regulation of protein ubiquitination
Cellular component (GO): cytoplasm; nucleus
Molecular function (GO): ubiquitin protein ligase activity; cysteine-type endopeptidase inhibitor activity involved in apoptotic process
Source: RefSeq, a predicted model, not a curated record